Messenger RNA from Staurois parvus, 488 nucleotides. Lineage: Eukaryota; Metazoa; Chordata; Amphibia; Anura; Ranidae. The record is from the annotation of a GenBank genome assembly.
AUCGGCCACUUUCUGGCAUCCAGUUGCUGUAGCCCCCAUCACCACACUGUGCCACGGGCCCCUGUACCGCCUUCUCAUACUGCUGCCAGAUCCAUCCUCUGCCAUGUGCGUCUUUGUCGUCUGCUCACGCUGCUGGGUUCCAGUUUUAAACCUAGGCCUGUGUAUGGCUUCCGAAUACUGCUGCCUCCACCGCCACCCUGCGCCAUGUGCCUCUGUCGUCUGCUCACGCUGCUGACGGCUUCCGCUUUUUAACCUAGGCCUGUGUAUGGCUUCCAAAUACUGCUGCCUCCACCACCACCCUGCGCCAUGUGCCUCUGUGGUCUGCUCACGCUGCUGACGGCUUCCGCUUUUUAAACUAGUCCUGUGUAUGUCUUCCGAAUACUGCUGCCUCCACCGCUACCCUGCGCCAUGUGCCACUUUCAGGUCUCCUUACACUGUUGACUCCAAGGGCAUUUAAAUUAAAGGUACAGUGUUCUGCACUAAUAUAA